Messenger RNA from Drosophila guanche, 1809 nucleotides. Its product is annotated as prolyl 4-hydroxylase subunit alpha-2-like. Gene Ontology annotation, cellular component: endoplasmic reticulum. NCBI's taxonomy places the organism in Eukaryota, Metazoa, Arthropoda, Insecta, Diptera, Drosophilidae. The coding region runs from base 16 to 1590 and encodes 524 amino acids. The record is from RefSeq and is a predicted model, not a curated record. Gene Ontology annotation, molecular function: L-ascorbic acid binding; procollagen-proline 4-dioxygenase activity; protein binding. Gene Ontology annotation, biological process: peptidyl-proline hydroxylation to 4-hydroxy-L-proline. The transcript is spliced from 7 exons.
AUAUAUUCAUUCACGAUGCAGAUUCUGUUCUUUCUGCUGUUUAUAUGGCUCUUUCCAUAUGUGGCAGCAGACUCUUUUACGUUCCCAACCCAGAACAAUGUAGCGCGUGGCGAGUACUCCCUCUCAGUGGUGUCGAUGAAGCCGCUGGUGGAGCUGGAGACAAAGCUAGUCCAAAACCUUGACGACUAUGCAACGGCCUUGGAGCUCAAGCUGCAGAUACUACGCAGACACAUUGCAGAGAUGCGAGUGGAGAACGAGCAGGCGCAACGCAAUGUGAACCUCUAUUUGUCCCAUCCGCUCAGCGCCUUCGCCCUCAUCCGACGGCUGCACAGCGACUGGCCGCAGUGGCGACAAUACAUGUCGGAGCCUGUGGGCAGAGCGCAGUUGCGCAACUUUGACACCUUGCAGGGUGCACUGCCCACACAGAUGGAUCUGCAGGAUGCCUGCAAUGGAAUAGUGCGCAUCCAGGAGAUCUACGGCCUGCAAGAGAGUCACAUCUUCGAGGGCAAGCUGGCAGGCAUUCAAUACAACACCGGCAUGUCCACUGGUGACAUUCUCGCCGUGGGCCAGCACUUGUCGUGCACCAAAAAUAGCACAGAGGCCAUUCCGUGGCUGCAGGAAGUGCGAAGGCGCCUAGGGAACCAAACAAAGAACCCAAACGAACCGCUGGCUGUGGGUAAAUCGGAGGUGCUGUGGCUGCUGGCCGAGACGUACAUCAAAUCUAAGCACUAUGCAGAGGCUCUGCCCAUUCUGGACAUCGCUCUAAAGGACAAAAUCGCCGACGCCGUGUUCCUGAGACGCAGGGAGCAGGUUCAGCAGCUGAUUGCAAAGGAGCGUAGCACCAUUUUGGAUAGCGACAAGCCCAAGGACGAUCCUAGGCUGGCUGAGUUCAAGCAGCGUUGCAGGAGCAGAGGAUCCAUGUCCUCAUUGCACUGCUGCUACAACUUCACGACCACGCCCUUCCUCCGCCUGGCACCCCUCAAGAUGGAGCUGCUGAGGCAGCAUCCCUACGUUGUGGUCUACCACGAUGUCCUCUCCGACUCGGAGAUCGCUGGAAUUAUCGGCAUGGCCGAGCAGAGGAUGGCCAGAACAGCGACCAUUGCACAGCCGAAUCGCACCUCAUCGCCCACCCGCACUGCCAUGGGUGCCUGGCUGAAGCGCUCGAGCAACGCCCUGACGCAGCGCAUUGCCCGGCGAGUGGUCGACGUGAGUGGCCUGCAGCUGGAGGGAUCGGAGCGGAUGCAGGUCAUCAACUAUGGCAUCGGUGGGCACUACAUCACCCACAAGGACUGGUUCACGCACGCCCCGACAGUGAUGGGCAAUCGCCUGGCCACGGUUCUCUUUUAUCUAUCGGAUGUGGAGCAGGGUGGCGCCACCGUGUUCACAAAGGCCCAGCUGAAGGUGCUGCCACGGCGUGGCACGGCCCUCUUCUGGUACAACCUACACACGGACGGAGAGGGCGACUGGUCCACCGUGCAUGCCGCCUGCCCCAUCAUCGUGGGCUCCAAGUGGGUGCUGACCCAAUGGAUACGCGAACCCAGCCAGAUCUUCAUCAGGCCCUGUCUGCAGCGCACCUCCGCCGGGGAUUAGCCGCUCAUUCAACUCCCAUUUGGCACACGAACACUAGCAGGGAUGCGGAUACCAUGUGGCAGCGGGUGGAUAUCCAUAGACAAACAAAUUUCCGGCAUAAUCACUUUAGACACUUAACAAAAACCGACAGCACCCAUCCAAGCCGCCAGCCACCAGCCUCCCUCCAGCUUAAAUGCCUUUUAAAAUGCCAACACGGAAAAAAUAAAGUGCUGAGUGGUU